Zingiber officinale is the source of this 1826-nucleotide messenger RNA. Its product is annotated as CTL-like protein DDB_G0274487. Gene Ontology annotation, biological process: transmembrane transport. Gene Ontology annotation, cellular component: membrane. Lineage: Eukaryota; Viridiplantae; Streptophyta; Magnoliopsida; Zingiberales; Zingiberaceae. Bases 79 to 1650 code for a protein of 523 amino acids. The record is from RefSeq and is a predicted model, not a curated record. Gene Ontology annotation, molecular function: transmembrane transporter activity. The transcript is spliced from 7 exons.
UGAUUUGAUUGGAUUCGAUUUCUUAUUCACUUUCACGCCUCCUGCAGCAUUCAGCAGUUACUCUUCAAACCCCAAAGGAUGAGCCUCCGCGACCCGCAGCGCCGGGCCUUCUCCGAUGCCGAUCUGGCCUCCUCCGCCUCCGUCGACGAGGAUGAAGACGAGAACGAACGGAGCUACGUCAGUAACGGGAGCGACGCGUCGCCCGGGCCGCCUCCCAGGCCCUCCCUGAAUGAGGCGAGACACUGGAGAGACCUCUUCUGGCUCGUCAUCUUCGUUAUUCACCUUCUGGCCUUCGGCGCUGGUUUGGCCCUCCUCGGAAUCAAUCACUUCAGCCGGCCUGAUCGAUUUAACAUCGAUCGCUUCACCAAUAUCACUGGCGGUGGAAACUCCAGUCAGGAUGCGCUCCUCCAGCAGCAGCAGCAGAGCGCGCGGGUUGAUCUCACGGAGACGUACUGGCCGUUCUACGGGGUGGCAGGCGGAGCGGGUGCGCUCUUGGCGUGGUCGUGGCUAUCGCUGCUGGGUACCCAUGGGAGCCAGAUGAUGAAGGUGUCUAUCCACGGGCUUACCACCUAUCUGGCUGUGGUCAGCGUUUUGUGCUUUUGGGUCAAGCACUUCUUUUGGGGCGUGGCCUUCGCUGUGGGCGCUGGACUACAGUUCCUGUAUGUCAUGUCGGUGUUGGAGAGGUUUCCUUUCACAAUGCUAGUGCUGCAAAAGGCUGUGAAGAUGCUCUGGAACCUUCCUGAAGUUAUGCGAGUAGCCUAUGCUUUUGUUGCAAUUAUGCUUUGUUGGAUGGGGUUGUGGUCAUUUGGUGUAUCUGGGGUUAUUGCAUCAAACAUGGAUGACAGUGCACGCUGGUGGCUCCUUGUGAUUUUUGCUGUCAGCUUAUUUUGGAUUGGUGCUGUAUUUUGCAAUACAGUCCAUGUGAUAGUAUCUGGCAUGGUGUUCCUUGUUCUCAUUAAUGGUAGUCGAAGUGCACCAUCAAUGCCUCUAAAUCCAGUUUUGAAGUCAUUACGUUAUGCAGUGACAACUUCUUUUGGUAGCAUUUGUUAUGGAUCACUUUUUACAGCAGCCAUCCGAGCAAUGCGGUGGGAGAUCCGAGGAGUUCGAUCAAAGAUUGGAAGUAAUGAGUGCCUUCUCUGCUGUGUUGAUUUCUUAUUUCACCUUGUGGAGACUCUAGUUCGUUUCUUCAACAAAUAUGCCUAUGUUGAGAUAGCAGUUAAUGGUAAAGGCUUCAACAGCUCAGCUAGAGAUGCCUGGGAGUUAUUCCAAUCCACCGGCAUUGAAGCACUUGUUGCCUAUGAUUGUUCAGGUGCAGUUCUUCUGAUGAGCAUUAUUUUGGGCGGGAUGAUUACUGGAACAUGUACAGGGGUGUGGACAUGGUUUAAAAGGAGUGAUAAAGUAAUUAUGGUUGGCUCAACUGCUAUUUUGAUGGGAAUGAUUUUGGUGGGACUGGCUGUAGUAGUUGUUGAAAGUGCAGUUACGUCAAUAUAUGUAUGUUUUGCAGAAGAUCCUUCGUUGAUUCAGCGAUGGGACGCUGAAUUCUUUGACCAAAUGUCGGAGGCAUUGCACCAACGGUUACAGUACAGGAGUGCAAGAGCUAGAGAAGUUAUGAAUCGCCAACAUGAUCAACUGGCGGAUUCACCCAUUUGAAGUUGCUCGGUAGAUCAAACAAUGCAAACAGUUGCAAUUGUAACCUUUUUUUUUUAAAAUUCAAAGAAAAUGCUUUUCUUUUCCUCACCUCCUGUCAAAUACAAUUCUUGCUGUUCGAGGAACACCAGCAUCACAUGUCAGAUUCUUUUUAAUUUGCAUUUCUUGUAAUUAUCUCA